GCAGUAAGAAAUGUCCAAAAUAGACGAAGCAGAUUUUGGAAAUUCUGAGUUAAGAAUCCGUCCAAUGAAUCAAAGUGACUGCACAUCACUAUCUGAUCUCACAGCUCAAUUGGCAGAAUUUGAGAAGAUGGGUCACUUGAACCACAUGACUCCCCAGCGAGUAUUCAAUGACAAAUAUGUUCGGUGCCCGUCCCUGUUUGAAGCACUGAUAGCAGAAGUGAAAUCGAGCGAAGAUUUUGACUGGGUCGUUGUUGGUUCAGCUAUUUAUAUAGUCGGGUUUUCGCUCAGGUGGGGAAAAUACACUUACCUGGAGGACCUGUUCGUCAGGAGCGAUUAUCGAAACAAGGGCAUCGGAACCAAGCUGUUCACGUCUGUAAUUCAGAAGUCACGUGACGAACAUGGUAGUAGAUCUAUGCACUGGGCGGUGGUUAACUGGAACGAAAAAGCAAAGAAGUUUUACCGACAGUUUGGAGGCGACGAGUGCAAAGGAAGCAUUCGGUUCAGAUUUGACGAAAAUCAUAAGUUUUUACAAACAUCGAACUAGAGAAAUUGUUUUUGAUUUUAUAGACUCCGGGUACUGCUUAUGAUGCAUAAAUGGAGAUGAUUUAUAGGCAUUGUUGAUAUUAGAAAAGAAUUUAAUGGAAUAAUUUUG
This is a messenger RNA of Symsagittifera roscoffensis, 652 nucleotides long. RefSeq names its product thialysine N-epsilon-acetyltransferase-like. The coding region runs from base 11 to 544 and encodes 177 amino acids. Gene Ontology annotation, molecular function: N-acetyltransferase activity. The record is from RefSeq and is a predicted model, not a curated record. Lineage: Eukaryota; Metazoa; Xenacoelomorpha; Acoela; Convolutidae. The transcript has 2 exons.